ACGGAGCAGCGAUACGUGCGCUUGGGUGCUGAACUGAAAGCACCGAAAGUCGCGUUGUGAUAUCGUGGUUUGCUGUUGAAUUGAGUCAACACAUCGGCCGCUUCAUUCUGUGUUUACGUCGUUACAUGUACUCUAGUAGACCACGGGCCUCUGUCUCCCGAAAAACUAUGCAGCGAUUAGGCAAUCGCGUGUGACUCCAUGCGAGCAGCCAACGUCCAUCAUGUGAAACGAAAUAGUACGUCGUCGUCUUGCGCUGCUGCUUCCUCAUCAGAAGCACGAUUCUGCAAGCACUCUCAAAAUGCGGGUACGCUAAACGCGACCAUAUCCGACGUCGGGAAUCAUGGAAGAUUACAAGUUUCUAUUUAAAGUCGUGCUAAUAGGUAACGCUGGUGUUGGGAAGACAUGCCUUGUCCGGAGAUUUACGCAGGGUCUAUUUCCUCCGGGUCAGGGGGCCACCAUUGGUGUCGACUUUCUCAUCAAAACUGUCGAAGUGGACGGCGAGAAAGUGAAAUUGCAGAUAUGGGACACAGCAGGACAGGAACGUUUUCGUUCAAUCACCCAAAGCUACUACCGUAGUGCACAUGCUCUCAUUCUCGUCUACGACAUCAGCUGCCAGCCAACGUUUGACUGUUUGCCUGACUGGUUAAGAGAAAUAGAACAGUAUGCCAGCCCCAAAGUCCUGCGGGCAUUAGUAGGGAACAAGAUUGACCGUGAAGACCGGGAGAUACCAACGCACAUUGGUGAGGAGUUUGCUCGUCGGAGUGACAUGUACUUUGUGGAGACAUCGGCCAAGGAGGCUGACAACGUGGACAAGCUGUUCACUGAGAUCGCUGUGCGCCUGACAGCCGAAGCAAAGGCCACUCACGCCCGAUACUCUGGACGGCCGUCAACUACUGGCGAUUCAUUGCCGGAUUUGAAAGAAGCUGCAGGAGACAAAGGGGACCAUGCUUGCUGCCGUAUGUUAUGAACAUCCCAUGUCACACACGCACCCGGUGUGCUGGAACCGCCCUGGUGUUGGGGCACGUAGUUCCACUUGCUCGACAGUGGUUUGGCACCUGUGUAUGUUGGAGGCUCUCAAAUGACUGCAGUAGGGAUGUGUAUAGGGUAGCCACUUUCCGGUGUCAAGUUGUAAGUCAUUUUACCUAAGCUUGGACACAUCACUCCUAGGAGUGUCAUUGAAGAGAUCUACACAGGAGUCUAGAAUCUGUUGGGUGGUUCAAAAAAACCUUGCAUUUCAGUUUUCAUGAAAUGUUAGGGUCAGGCACUCAUUUGCUUACCUAUGAAUUACUGACAGUCUUAAGAUUUACAGUUUCAAAGGACCAUUAAAAUGACUUUUUUUUUUCUGGUCAUUCAGGAAUAGUCACUAAAGUUCUAGCUUAUCUUGGUGAAACUGAAAAAGAGCCAUUGUAGUACCUUUUAUUCUUCUUUGAACUGACACCUAGAUUUCCUUUAGUAACCAAAUGAGGGAGACAAAUGCCUCGCUGGUCAUUGGACAGCCUCCUUCAGCAUGUGUUGCCACUAGUCUCUCCUGAGGUUGGGACUAUGCUGCCACAACUCUCCCAUUUUGCUAGUGCUGCCGCCCGUCUGUUUUUGCUCUUUAUGUGUGCACUCAUUGCGAUAUCGAAAGUGUGUAAGUAGUGUCGUAGGCGUUUUAAAGUCGACAAAGGAUUCUUGUCGGCCUGCUUCCAUUUUUACCCUUUGCUGUAGACUCCCCCAUGAGGCUUUCAUGGUGCCAGCUCUUUAGUUUUGAUCAUCAAGGAUCCUUUAUUUCAGUCUCUGAAGAACAGGCGAUCCUGUAACGUCGACUUGCUGCAUUCAAAUCCCUACAGCAAUUUUCUGCUUUGAGCACUAGUUUGUUUACUUUUGCUGGCUUGAUUGUAAUGAAGGCAUCAUUGCGAUGAAGGAAUUUGAGAAAGUGGUCACUUAAUUGAAUGACAGUUUACUCUUUUGGCAUCACAUUGUCAGUGUAGUGUAGCUACCUGACCUGCUUUCAGCACCUUCGUAUUUCCCUUGUUAGCAUUUGACAUCGUGUCACAUUAGUUCUUGUUACUCUAACAUUUACGCCCACAAUAUCUGUGCUUUGACCUGCUAUCACCAUCGUAAGUUAGGUAAGACGCUGGCUUUUUUUUUUUUUUUUUGGUUUGUGUUGAAUGAAGGAACUUAAAGAUCAAUAUGAAAGUUGAAGCCAGUUUACUUGUUUCAAAAUGUGGAUGAAAAAAAAAAAAGGAGAGAGAGAGAGGCAAAGGAUGUAGCGCAGUGCUGUAUCUGUUGAUUCUUUUUCUCUUGUUGUUGUCACUCUUUCAGUUAUCAUUUCAAGAUCAAAUCAGCACUCAUUGUUGAUUGACCAGUUGUGCAUUAUAUCUUGGUUGUGUAUGCAUCACAGGCCCAAACACAUCAAAAUCAUGUGGGCUGGUGCACUCAGAACCCCACCAUGUUGGGGAGAACUCAUGAGAGGAUCUGAUGACUAUAAUUUCCCGAUUUAUUUGGCAGCUUUAAGCUUCAUUAUUGCAUUGACAUGACUCUAUAUCAAAGGUUGUGUGUUUUCUUGUUUGUUUCUUUGUUUUGGGGGCCUGGGUUUUAUUUUGUAUUUUUAAAGAUUUGUGGCUGCUCUGAAAAGCCUUGAUUUCACCAAUGAACUUAGUGCUUUUGAGCUGCUAUCAAUCAGUACACACACACACACACAUUUUAUGACUUGUUGUUUAGUUUGUUGGCUGCUUGAGUAAUCGCUACCUUUACCUAUUUAGACAAAACUGCUCAGUUUAUCACUUAGGUUGUUGCAUUGAGAGCAUGCUGGAGAUGCAGAGUGUGCACAAAUGUGUAGUCCCUUAACAGCUCUGCUGUUGAUUUUCACACCUGCAUAGUUUUGUGCUUUUCUAUGAUGACUGUCCUCGAGGAACAUGCGGAAGGUUGAUGGACACACUUGAAAAAGGCAUUUCAAAGUUCGAAAGAGAUGGGAACUCUGCCAAACACUCCUGAGCCAAGGUACAGCAUUGAGGGAUUCUGCAGGGUUUUUUUCUUUAGUGGCUCCUAAUGAGCUGAUCAGUAGGAACAGAACGUCCAUACUUUUACUGAGUAAUAGAUGGAAGAGUGCGAGAGAGUGUGAAGGAACUGUGCCUGUAUAAUGUUGACAUUUUUCUUUACAUUUCGAAAAGAAGACCACUUUUAGGUCAAUCAAAAAUAGAGCUUUUCUUCUUGUGGUAGUCAUGAGCUGUAAACAGUGAAGGUUUGCAUUUUCCCGAGACAUUGCUCGACAGAGUUAGCAAAGCACUGCUUACCAUCCGCUCCACUGAGAUUUUCCAGACCUAGGCAGUACAGGGACUGCAUGGUUAUCCCUUUUUUCGUAAGUGCUACCAGCUUAGCUGCCGCACCACGAAGGAUUAAAAUAGAUUCACCAUCAUGCUCUACUGAAUCGGCUUUGUUGCGGAGCAACAGAUGCAUUCAGCAUUCUGCUGCUCACACAACUGUUGCAUGCCCAUGCGUUAGCAGUUCUGCUACGCGUUUGUACGGAAAUUGCUAGCAUAUGCCAGUCUAACCGGAGCAAACUGUGUGAGCACUCUGCUAAAUCUCUUGCAUUGCCGAUGAAAUAACACCACAGCUUGAUUGUGUUAUGAAACAGGAAGUAUUGCACUAUAAAUUCCUUAUUUGCCUUAAUCUCAGUUUAACCUCCUGAGACAUUGCAUUCAAUUUUUUUCAAAAGGAACUUACAAACAGUUGCAUGAAAUACUCUUCCUGCAUGUUAACUAAGGUGCAUAUGAUGAAAUGUGCGGAAGCAGUUCAGUCACAGUGUUGAGAUAGUCUUAUCCGAAAAUUGACCCUAACUUGAUCUAAACCACUCGUUGCACAUGACCCAAACCAAACCUGGAUCUUGCUUCGAAUGCUGCUAGGUACAUGAAAAUCCAGGACUCAGCAUCAACAUGGCAACCCUACAAAUGAUGAUGCACCCUCAUCUCUGUUUAAAGAAAUAUAGAUUUUAUUUUAACGAGCACGAGGAAACUGUUACCUGCUCAAUGUGCAUGACAAUGCUGAAAAUGAGACUAUUGCACUCGAUAACACAGCAUUCAACGAGAAAAACUGGUUACUUAUCCCCAGUUUGUUUUUGGAGCUCAGGAGGUUAAUCAAUUAUUUGCAUCUUCACGCUUAUUAAUAAGCUGCUGCCUGCCAUGCAUUGCUGUGGUACUGCUGCUUAGAACUCAUUGUUAUAAUUCAUUAGUUAAGGCUGUGUAGAGUGUGAACUGUGCUUCUGUUUGCCAAGUGAGCUUGGCACUCGAGCAGAAUUAGUUUAUUAACGGUAACAAGACUUUGAACAUGACAGUCUGUGUGGCAGCUGUGAUAUCUUUUCUUUUUGUUGUGUUUGUCAGAAAAUAGGAAAUGAGCUACCAUGAUGGUAACUCAUGGCCUCAUUUUAAUUCUUUUAUGGUAAUUGUACCAUGCUCAGUGCUGUCAGUCCAAAACUGAAAGCUUGUUUGCUAUUGAGAUCAACCCUUACCUGCAAGCAGUCUGAGAGUCAUAAAUUUCUUUUUUUUUUUUUUUUUUUUUGGUGGACGUAUACUUACCCUAUUUUCCAAUGCACCAUAGAAUAUAGGUGACUGGUCAUGUUAAAGAUGUGUUGUAGGUGUUCUUGAAUAUCUUCUUUCAAGCUUUGCUCAACGCCUUUACGAGCGUUAUGAAAAAGUACAUUCCAUUGUUGUCAGCAUACUUUUUUUUUUUCCACCAAGACAGACACUUUUGACGUCUUCCUUUGUCAGUGCUACUCGUUUAUUAUUGUACUGCAGUGCUUCUGUUCUGUGUGUGCUACAAGAGUCUGUAUAUUUGCAAGUUUUAGCUACAGCCGAUUGCUGCGCAUGGAAAUAGCGAACUUUUCUUUUUGUGCUCUCAACACACACUUGCAUGCAGACUUUUUAGCCGGUGAUGUACAUAGACACCCCCCAUCAGAUAGUUCCUUUUGCCGCUUUUCGGUUUCCUGGCCUCUACCGUCACUGCACUGUCCACGAAACAAUUUAGUGACCCAAGUUUAUUGUAUUUAUUUCAGAAGUUGUGAACUUUAUUUGAUGAAAUAAAUAUUUUAAGUCGCUUA
Rhipicephalus sanguineus (brown dog tick) is the source of this 5074-nucleotide messenger RNA. RefSeq names its product ras-related protein Rab-30. Lineage: Eukaryota; Metazoa; Arthropoda; Arachnida; Ixodida; Ixodidae. Gene Ontology annotation, molecular function: GTP binding; GTPase activity. The coding region runs from base 341 to 967 and encodes 208 amino acids. The record is from RefSeq and is a predicted model, not a curated record. Gene Ontology annotation, cellular component: trans-Golgi network. The transcript has 5 exons.